Molecule: messenger RNA, 2816 nt
Organism: Sorex araneus (European shrew)
Lineage: Eukaryota; Metazoa; Chordata; Mammalia; Eulipotyphla; Soricidae
Gene: LNPK
Product: lunapark, ER junction formation factor
Exons: 13
Coding region: 203-1495 (430 amino acids)
Biological process (GO): endoplasmic reticulum tubular network organization
Cellular component (GO): endoplasmic reticulum tubular network
Source: RefSeq, a predicted model, not a curated record
UGGGAAAGGAGUUGGCCGGGCCCGUCGCUCUGUCAGUGGCGGCCGCUCUCUCGCUCGGGAGCGCGGGCUGCGGCGGCGGCGGCGGCGGCGGGACUGGCAGGGGUGGACGCCAAGCGCCGGGCUCUGCCUGCUUCUGGAAGCCGUGAAUUCUUUUGGACAAUUGAUGAUAUUUAUCACUGUUCCCAGUUUCUGCAAAUAGAAGAUGGGUGGAUUAUUUUCUCGAUGGAGGACAAAACCUUCAACUGUAGAAGUUCUGGAAAAUAUAGACAAGGAAAUUCAAGCCUUGGAAGAAUUUAGGGAAAAAAAUCAGAGACUACAAAAGUUAUGGGUUGGAAGAUUAAUUCUCUACUCUUCAAUUCUCUACCUGUUUACAUGUUUAAUUGUAUACUUAUGGUAUCUUCCUGAUGAAUUAACAGCAAGAUUUGCUAUGACACUCCCAUUUUUUGCUUUCCCAUUGAUCAUCUGGAGCAUAAGAACAGUGCUCAUUUUCUUCUUUUCAAAAAGAACAGAAAGAAAUAAUGAAGCAUUGGAUGAUUUAAAAUCCCAGAAGAAAAAAAUACUUGAAGAGGUCAUGGAAAAGGAAACUUAUAAGACAGCUAAAUUAAUUCUUGAAAGGUUUGAUCCAGACUCAAAGAAAACAAAGGAGUUUGAGCCCCCAUCUGCUGGAGCAGCUGUAACUGCAAGACCUGGACAAGAGAUUCGUCAACGAACUGUCGCUCAUAGAAAUCUUUCUCCAACACCAGUAAGCUCUGGCCAGGGUCCUUCUCCACAAGGUCCAGUAUCACCUGGACCACCAAAAGACUCAUCAGCCCCUGGUGGACCUCCAGAAAGAACUGUUACUCCAGCACUGUCGUCAAAUGUGUUACCAAGACGUCUGGGAUCCCCUGCUACUUCAAUGCCUGGAAUGGGUCAUCAUCCUCCGGGGCCACCUUUAGCAAGACCCAUUCUUCCCCGAGAACGAGGCGCUCUGGAUAGAAUUGUUGAAUAUUUAGUCGGUGAUGGUCCACAGAACAGGUAUGCUCUUAUAUGCCAGCAGUGUUUUUCUCAUAAUGGCAUGGCUUUAAAAGAAGAAUUUGAAUACAUUGCUUUCCGAUGUGCCUACUGUUUUUUCUUGAAUCCUGCAAGAAAAACUAGACCUCAGGCUCCAAGACUUCCAGAGUUUAGUUUUGAGAAGAGGCAAUCAGUUGAAGGUUCAAGUUCACUUGGUCCCUUGCACUCAGAAGAUAUGGUUUCAUCAGAGAACCAAUUUGGUGAAGAAUCUUUAGAAGAACCAGAUGUUCUCAGUAACAGUACCGAUGAGACAGAUGAAAAAAUAUCAGAUUCAGAGCACACAGACCAAGUGAUUGACAAAGCAUCUGACACAGAUGAACCAGAGGAGAAACAAGAAGAGACCAAGAAUGAGGAAACCACAGUCGAUGAAGCCAAAUCAGCAAUUCCCACAACUGAUUCUAAUCCUAAUUCUGAACUAAGCGGAGAAUCUUUGAUGACAAUGUAGUAAAUGCUUCCACGUGCCUUCAACUGGAUAUUUAUAGUUUUGUGGUGUCUGUUACUUCUUUUUAGGUGGUGCUUUCUUGUUUUUCCCCUUCUAAAGAACUGCUUAAUGUCAUUUGAAUGUAGGUGACCUAAUUUCAACAUGUCAAUGUUAAAAAAUUUGAGACAAAUGAUAGCUGUAAAGUCCUCUUGAAUGUAUGAGACCCACACUCUAGACAACUUUUAGAUUUUUUUUUUCAUUCUAAAAAGUAAGCCUGAUGCAUUCUUGUUUUCUACAUGUGAAUUGUAAAUAAUAUUCAUUUUGACGUAGGAGGAAUGUCAGUUAGGAACAAGUUCUAAUGGGUUUGUUUUGAGGAGUGGAAUUUAAUAAUUUUAAUAACUCAUCAUUAAAAAUGGAUAGAUUUAAACUCUACAAAUAUUUGCCAGUUGUUGACUGGCUGGAGGGAGGGGGGCUGUCUAUUUAAGCAUUUACAUUAAGUGGUAUGAAAGUUACAACUGUAACUACAUAGGCAUUGGUACGAAUUCUCGGUAAGAAUGCAAUUAAACAGUCAAGUGCAGUGUUUCUUUUUGAUGUUGUUUAUUUUGCAGCUGGGCCAAAGGCACAUGAUGUAUAUAAUUAGCUUAUGUUUACAUAUUAACAUAUAGGAAACAUCUCUGCACUUGACUGUACUUGAAUUCUUAGUAUUAUUUAUAUUUGUAAAAUAAUGAUAAAUAUAUAAUAAGUGAAUUUUGUGCUCUGUAUUUUUUUGUUAAGGAAAAUAAAACUGAUAUGGCAGCAGUUUUUUUUUUGUUAAUUAUCUGGACUUUGCAAACAGUAUUUUGAUGUGACUUGGCUAUCUGAGUAUUUUAGUAGGAGGAGCUCACAGUACAGUGUAUCUGUAGAUUCUGCUGAGAGCCGAAUUAUCAGAAUCUCAGAGGGGUAUGCUGAGAACAUAUUAUGAUGCUCCUCUUCAGACAUAUUACCUUUCAAAUUCAGGAAAAUAGUUACUUUGGGGGAUUCUGGUCAGAGAUUGAGUUUUCUGAUUCAGGAGCAUAUUAGACCAUUUGUAAUUUUUAAUUUUAAGGGACAAAUAAGUUUUGUGAGAAUAGGGAAUUUAAUACUGAUAUUUCCUUGGAUUAAAUGUGUAUAAAGGAUUACUGGAAAAUAUUAAGAUUGAUAAUGGCAAUUCUUAGGUCUAAAUUUUCUUACUUUUCAUUUCUCUUUAAAAAUUUGAAAUCAAGUUAUGCCAAAGGGAAGGAUGCAUAGGAAUGGUGUGUGUGGCAAAUAUUUCUAAGCUGUAAACAGUUUAUUAAAAAAUGAAUAAAGUAUUUGUUAUUUAAAAGUU